GUGAAACAUACCGUGGCUACGUCACUGUUAAGGCUCUUGAGGGCCAGCAACCGGUGAACGUGCGCAUAGGGUGUGUGGUUGAUCUAUUGACACACGAAGGUGAUGUGUUACAAGAGCAUGCACCACGUGCGUCGUUUCACACAUCUGAGAUAUCUGAGACAAGGCAAUGUCCGCCAAAGAUCGAUGUUCACACCAGCACCAUUUUGCUUGGCUGUGGGUUUGUUUGGGAGAUCGAUAGCGUAGGAUAG
Molecule: messenger RNA, 248 nt
Organism: Sphaeroforma arctica JP610
Lineage: Eukaryota; Ichthyosporea; Ichthyophonida
Exons: 2
Source: RefSeq, a predicted model, not a curated record